Molecule: messenger RNA, 936 nt
Organism: Carlito syrichta (Philippine tarsier)
Lineage: Eukaryota; Metazoa; Chordata; Mammalia; Primates; Tarsiidae
Product: olfactory receptor 5L1
Exons: 1
Coding region: 1-936 (311 amino acids)
Biological process (GO): sensory perception of smell; G protein-coupled receptor signaling pathway
Cellular component (GO): membrane
Molecular function (GO): olfactory receptor activity; odorant binding; G protein-coupled receptor activity
Source: RefSeq, a predicted model, not a curated record
AUGGACAAGGAAAACUGUACCAUGGUGACAGAGUUCAUUCUCCUUGGAUUAUCUGAUGUCUCUGAGCUGAAAGUCUUCCUCUUCUUGAUGUUCCUUCUCAUCUAUGGAGUCACAUUGUUGGCCAACCUGGGUAUGAUUGCACUGAUUCAGGUCAGUUCUCAGCUUCACAGUUCCAUGUACUUUAUCCUCAGCCACUUGUCCUUUGUGGAUUUCUGCUACUCUUCAAUCAUUGUGCCAAAGAUAUUAACUAAUAUUUUCAACAGGGACAAAGCCAUCUCCUUCCUGGGGUGCAUGGUGCAAUUCUACUUGUUUUGCACUUUUGUAGUCAUUGAGGUCUUCCUGCUGGCGGUGAUGGCCUAUGACCGCUUUGUGGCAAUCUGUAACCCACUGCUGUACAUGGCAACCAUGUCUCGGAAGCUCUGUGUAAAGUUGGUAUUGUGCUGCUACCUGUAUGGUACAGUGUGUUCUCUGAUUCACGUAUCCUUAGUUCGUGAGAUCCCAAUCUAUAGAUCCAAUGUGAUUAACCAUUUCUUCUGUGAUCUACCCCCUAUCUUAAGUAUUGCAUGCUCAGAUGUCACUGUAAAUGAGGUUCUGCUCUUCACUGUGGCUACUUUCAAUGAGUCUAUUACCCUCAUGAUCAUCCUAACCUCCUACUUGUUUAUUCUCAUCACCAUCCUGAGGAUGCAUUCAUCAGAUGGAAGGCACAAAGCCUUUUCUACCUGUGCCUCCCACCUCACAGCCAUCAUUGUUUUCCAUGGAACAAUCCUUUCCAUUUAUUGUAAUACCAGUUCAGACAACAGUGAGGAUGUUGAGAAAGUGGCUACAGUGUUCUACACUGUAGUGAUUCCCAUGCUGAACCCCUUGAUCUAUAGCCUCAGGAACAAGGACUUCAAAGAAGCUCUCAGAAAAGCAGUGGGCUCCAAAAUAUAUUAUUAA